CCAAUAUUAGAGAAUGAGAGAUGAGGACUUGUGCUUAGUCGAGGAGACUGAUCAACCAAAUGUCUACCUCGAUCCAGGUGGCUAUACUGUACUUGUGCACUGCAGGCAAAUGCUAUAUAUUUGUGGUGUCUCAGAGAUGCAUACACAUUUAUGUACCUGCAGU
Cryphonectria parasitica EP155 is the source of this 163-nucleotide messenger RNA. RefSeq lists its product as uncharacterized. The record is from RefSeq and is a predicted model, not a curated record. Lineage: Eukaryota; Fungi; Ascomycota; Sordariomycetes; Diaporthales; Cryphonectriaceae. The annotation marks the transcript as partial. The transcript has a single exon.